AUGCUGCACAUCACCCUUGACCCCUGUAAAUUAGGGAUCAACCUGCUUCUCCUGCAACCUCUGCUAUAUACGAUGUCAUGUCGUCGAUCACUUUGGAAAUUGGGCCAGUGA
Blumeria graminis f. sp. triticale is the source of this 111-nucleotide messenger RNA. NCBI's taxonomy places the organism in Eukaryota, Fungi, Ascomycota, Leotiomycetes, Helotiales, Erysiphaceae. The record is from the annotation of a GenBank genome assembly.